UGGCUUAAGGCGACGUCCCAAGGCUGGCAUGGUGUGCUCGGUGCUUGGGCUCUGUGGCAGCAUCCUUCACCAGGUCGUCCUUUUGCGUGAUGGGUCAGGACUGCGAUGCGUUCGCGCCAAAUCUAGGAUGGGACGUUCUUGAGUGAGGGACGCGACCGGUGGGGCCCUUUCGACAAGGAGCGGGUGACAUUCGAAGGCGAUCCCGCCGUUCUUUCCCAGCUGUUCGCGAAGAACGAGGUCGACAUUGUGGCUUCUGGAUUUCGCUGGACCGAGGGCCCGACCUGGGUCGAGCAGCGCAACGCCUUGUACUUUUCUGAUACUGUCGAUGCCCGUAUUUACAAAUAUUCGCACGAUGACCGCAAAGUGGUCCCCGUCGUGGAGCUCUCUGGUGGCUACGAUGGCGAGAACGUUGAGAAUUAUGACAAGCUGUUCGAGCCUGGCAGCAAUGGAAUGACCCUCGCCGGCGAAGACAUCUACAUUCGGAGCAUCCCACCCACCGCGUCGUCAGGGCGAAGCUCUCCGACCUGGCGCCCGGUGCCCCGUUCUGCGAGAGCAGGUUCGAUGUGCUGGCCGACAGCGUCUCUCCGGAUGGCCCGCGCCUGAACUCGCCGAAUGACGUCAUCCUCGGGCCGGACGGCGCCGUUUGGUUCACCGAUCCCGUGUACGGUUUCCUCGAGAAGGACCCGUUGGAUCCCUUCGUGCCAGUGCAGCCGACCGACGCCCCAGCCGCAGGCAAUUACAAUCCAGCCGAUCUGCCGUACUUGGAUGACCGGUGUAGAGCGGCUGCUGGAAAGACAGGCGUAUACCGCUGGAGCGAGGGUAAGCUGGCGCUCGUUGUUGGUGAGCUCGAUCGGCCCAAUGGCCUUGCAUUCCAUGAGAAGACCCUCUGGGUGGCCAACAGUUCCGCCAAAGGGCCAUCGUGGGUAGCAUACGACGCCUCUGCCAUCAUCGACGGAGCAGUCGAAGAGAUCAGACCCUUGAGGCAAGUCGCGCGGCUCAGCCCGGUCGAGCUUGGUCCGAUGCAGGGUCCCGGACUCUCCGAUGGGUUCAGGAUCGACGAGCUUGGGCGCAUGUGGUCCUCGUGCCCGAACGGGCUGGCGGUCAUCGACCUCGGCAGGAGAGCCCUGCUGGCGAAGGUGAAUUUCAACACGAACAUCUCGAACGUGGAGUUCGGGAGGGGACCCGACGUCUGGGUGACUGGGCUCGGCCACCUCUCGAGCGCGCCGUGCCCGAGCGCGGCGCGGAGCGCCCGCAGCCCGCCUCCUGAAGCUCGCCCCUUCGCCGCGCGCGGCGGGCCUGCCACCGAGGGCGUGGCGCGGCCGCGUCGGCUCGCAGGGAGCCUCGCCGGCCGCGGGGCGCGGCUCCCUCGCGCCUCCUCCGCUCCCCCCCCUCCGACGAGGGAAAGGGAGAGAGGGGGAGGAGGAGGAUUGUCGCGGCUGUCGUUUAAGGCAGGGGCAAUGUUUUACUGCUUCGUGCCCUGACAAUGGUGGCAUGCUAUGCUCAAUUCCAAUUUCGACUCAAACAUCAAUAUCAUUUCCAUUAACA
Molecule: messenger RNA, 1545 nt
Organism: Prorocentrum cordatum
Lineage: Eukaryota; Dinophyceae; Prorocentrales; Prorocentraceae
Source: the annotation of a GenBank genome assembly